GUUUGUGUUUUGACCAUAGCUGAGUAUAAUUCAUAGGUUAAUGACCCGGGUGAUAUCAUGUGAUCCUUCUUUUCUCCAGAAGUCCCAACCAGUUGACUACUUCAAAAUGGCGUAUGUCCGUUUGCAGACUUUGUUAAAAUGAGCUUUCCAUUUAUCACUGAGCAGUUCACUAAAGCUAACAUAAUCUAAAUGUAAAGGCAUGGCGUCAAAUCGGGACAUCACAGAAUACAGCGUCGAUAUGUAGAGUUACUUGUUUUUCAUUUAUUACAGAACUGUUUUACUGCAUCAUAAAUAGUUUUACUGAAACUGGACUGAAUUCUCAAAUCCGCAUAGACACCGUGGUCAGGUGAUCUGUUUACUACUAGAGAACCGAGAAGUUGGUCUGCUUUUUCCCUAAGGGACAUUUUGGAGUAAUUAGCUUGCUACAAUGUUUCGACCCAAUUAAUUUGGAUCGCACGAAAAUGACCAACUUCCAAAGCCUUGAAAGAGGCACGACGUUUUCAGCUUUGGUCCUGCUCUGUCCUUUAAUGGCAUGCCAGAUAGGCUUCGCUCCACCUUCAGUCAACAUUAACUUGAAUGAACCUCCAGAAGUGCGAUGGGCACCGCUUUUGACAGUGUACGAUGCCGACUACUUGAAAAAAGCAGCUGCUGAAGUAAUCGACACAACAGUUCCAAAGUGGGUGCAUCAUGCGGUAGCUCCAGUUGUGGAAGCUUUGGAAAAGUACUUACCUCCUCCCUAUGCAGGGGAAAUCCGAGGACUGGCCUCGCAUUUUGGAGGCAGCCUAACAGACAUCAUCCUUCUCAACUUUGCCUAUGAAAUAUCUGCGUUUUGCACUAGUAUUGUAGCACAGGACACAAGUGGAAGGUUGUACCAUGGCAGAAACCUUGAUUACCCACAUGACGUUCUCAGGAAUCUUACCAUCAAUAUUCUCUUUGUCAAAAACGGAACGGUGGCUUAUCGUGGUACAUCAUUUGCUGGCUAUGUUGGGCUAUGGACUGGACAGAGUCCAAAUAAGUUCACCAUCUCUGGUGACCAGCGAGGUAAAGACCACUUGUGGGAUUGGUGGAAGAACUGGGUAUCGGCUUUUCUGCUCAAAAGCUCUCCAGUCAGCUGGCUACUAAGAGAGACUUUGGAGGAAGGAGCCAAUUUUCAGGAUGCUGUGUUGCGACUGGCUAAGAUCCCCCUCAUUACUAGUGUGUACUACAUUGUUGCUGGGGUUAAGCCUGGGGAAGGCGUUGUAGUCACCAGGAACAGGAAUGGCCCGGCUGACAUCUGGCCUCUGGACCCAUUGAAUGGAGGGUGGUUCCGAGUGGAGACCAACUUUGAUCAUUGGGUGACCCCUGCUGCUAAGGACGUACGCAGAGAUACAGCCAACAAAGCAUUAAAUGCAACUGGACAAGAUAAUAUCAAUAUGGACACCUUGUAUAAGGUUCUGUCAGUUUAUCCAGUAUGUAACAGUAUUACUGUUUAUACCACAACAAUGAGUGCAGCCAGCCCUGAAAAAUACAACAACAUGGUCCGACCAAAGGGCUGCCAUGGCAAUGAAUGAAGCUGAGUUGUGAACCAGAGAAUUGGCCAAAAUGGGCAGACCAGGCAUCACCAUGGGAAGAUGUUUUCAUGUGGUGAUGCUGAUGGUUGCUGAACUUACAGCAGUGACCUGCGAAGGAAGCAAAUUCGUUGUGGAUAAAACAAAGCUCAAACUGAGUUGAGAAUCUUGUCAGGGGGUGUUUAGGGUUUAAAAGAAAAGUGUGUGUGUGUGUGUGUGGGGGGGGGGGUGCUAUAAAAGCAGGCAUUUUCUGCUUUCUAUGUGACAUAAAUGUGUACUGUUUGUGAGUACAUGGGUGACAGCUUUUAUUAAUCAUAUAUUUUAGAGUAUGGUCAUGAUUAAUAUUAAGCAAUAAAGGCCUUUUAAGUUUGAUUAAUUAAUGCAAUAUACUACACUGACCAAUGUAUACAAUUACAAAUAACAUUUUAAAAAUAACAAACCUUUUAUUAAAAAUCAAAUGUCUCUUGUGUUGAGCUACUGUUAAUGUCACUAAGUAAUGAGAGCUCACACCUUCUUCCACAGUGAGGAGAGGGCCGAUUCUGAGAGUGGAAAUGUUCAUUUCUGUGUCUGUUUGAAAGAUGGAUACUUUGAUUAAACAUUGAUGGUGAAGGAAAUUA
Molecule: messenger RNA, 2164 nt
Organism: Esox lucius (northern pike)
Lineage: Eukaryota; Metazoa; Chordata; Actinopteri; Esociformes; Esocidae
Product: N-acylethanolamine-hydrolyzing acid amidase
Exons: 11
Coding region: 462-1550 (362 amino acids)
Biological process (GO): fatty acid metabolic process
Cellular component (GO): lysosome
Molecular function (GO): fatty acid amide hydrolase activity
Source: RefSeq, a predicted model, not a curated record